AAACGCGUUAGUGUAUUUCGGCGAACACAGAUGAUUUAUAAAAACAUAAUAUAAUUUCACGCAAUAAGGAAAGUUCAGCAAUUAAAAAGGAGUUGCCAUGGAAGCCAUCCUGAUGAUCAUGUUCUUCACCGCAUUCUGGGUGGCGGUGGCCAAGUAUGGACCAAUUCUGGUAACUAAGGGACCGCAGGAUGACCUGGUGCGCUGCAUUUUCCUGUUGACUGCCGUUGUCUGCUGGCUUUUCUGGCUCUGUUGUUAUUUGGCGCAGUUAAAUCCUCUCCUGGGACCAAAACUUAAAGGUAACGUCGUGAGGAUCAUCGCUAAGUCUUGGGGAAACCCCUUCAAGGAUGGAUAAGCGCAUUCACCCUACAUAGUUAAUCUCUGGCGGAGGCUUCUCUGGACCUGCAGCCACAUCACAUAUUCGGAUAUUAAAUGGAAACAAUAGCUUUGCUAAACUAUUUGUGUACUUUAAUACUGGCAACUUUGAAAAGGUCGGGCUGUCCUAUUCCCAGAUACGCCCCACUAUUUCCAGACUAACAUUAUUAACUUAGUGAUAGUGUAAACACCCUCUUGUUUUUGAUAUUACAAUAUCCCUGAUCAACAUAUCUCAGCUCUAUAUUUAUUGUUCGUGCUUAAAAUUGUUUAUUUUGCAAAAUAUAAGCCAUGUUCUUAUUUAGUAUAAAUUUAUGUACAAACCUAUAAAACUGAUAUUUGCAGUUUCAUUUUUUACAAACUUGCCACAUAAGCGAUUUUUUGAACAGAUUAUUUUAAACCUAUUGUUUCCCGUUUUGUAUUUAAUUUACUAAUCAGUCAUUGUAUGUGUGAUUUAGUUAACUGGCAAAUAUAGACAAAUUUAUGCUUUA
Drosophila eugracilis is the source of this 860-nucleotide messenger RNA. It is a transcript of the gene VhaM9.7-c, whose product is annotated as V-type proton ATPase subunit e. Gene Ontology annotation, molecular function: proton-transporting ATPase activity, rotational mechanism. The record is from RefSeq and is a predicted model, not a curated record. Gene Ontology annotation, biological process: proton transmembrane transport. The transcript has a single exon. Lineage: Eukaryota; Metazoa; Arthropoda; Insecta; Diptera; Drosophilidae. The coding region runs from base 98 to 352 and encodes 84 amino acids. Gene Ontology annotation, cellular component: plasma membrane proton-transporting V-type ATPase complex; proton-transporting V-type ATPase, V0 domain.